This is a messenger RNA of Tympanuchus pallidicinctus (lesser prairie-chicken), 2855 nucleotides long. RefSeq names its product stathmin 3 (gene STMN3). NCBI's taxonomy places the organism in Eukaryota, Metazoa, Chordata, Aves, Galliformes, Phasianidae. The record is from RefSeq and is a predicted model, not a curated record. Bases 175 to 717 code for a protein of 180 amino acids. Gene Ontology annotation, molecular function: tubulin binding. Gene Ontology annotation, biological process: neuron projection development; regulation of microtubule polymerization or depolymerization; microtubule depolymerization. Gene Ontology annotation, cellular component: cytoplasm; neuron projection. The transcript has 5 exons.
CCCUCCUCCCGGCUCCGCAGUUCUGGCAGCGGGCGGACGGGGAGGGACCGCCGUCAAAGCCGCCCGGAGGAGCCGGAGCCGCUCAUUGCCGCCGCCGCGGAUCCGCCCGUCCCUCCGCUCCAUCCCCGCUCUGCGGGCGCUCCGCUUCGACCUCGCCUCCCCGUACCCGGCAGCAUGGCCAGCACCGUCUCAGCCUACAAGGAGAAAAUGAAGGAGCUAUCUCUGCUCUCCCUCAUCUGCUCCUGUUUCCACACCCAGCCACAUCCCAACACCAUCUACCAGUAUGGAGAUAUGGAGGUGAAGCAGCUGGAUAAGAGGGCAUCGGGCCAGAGCUUCGAGGUGAUCCUGAAGUCUCCUUCAGAUUUGUCUCCUGAGAGCCCCAUCCUUUCCUCUCCCCCCAAGAAGAAGGACCUGUCCCUGGAGGAGCUGCAGAGGAGGCUGGAGGCUGCAGAGGAGAGGAGGAAGACCCAGGAGGCACAAGUGCUGAAGCAGCUGGCGGAGAAACGGGAGCACGAGCGGGAGGUGCUGCACAAGGCACUGGAGGAGAACAACAAUUUCAGCCGCCUGGCUGAGGAGAAGCUCAACUACAAGAUGGAGCUGAGCCGGGAGAUCCGCGAGGCGCACCUGGCUGCCCUGAGGGAGCGGCUGCGUGAGAAGGAGCUGCACGCAGCUGAAGUCCGCAGGAACAAGGAACAGCGGGAGGAGAUCUCUGGAUAAAGGGCUUUUCUACACAUCUAGCACCUGAUUCCUGUCAACAAUCCGACCGACCGACACGUUUUAUUUUGUUUGUCUAGAUGCAGCGUUUGGUUCUCCAUCCCUCCCCCCCCAUCCCCUGGUGUUUGUCCCCCCAGCAACACGCUUCUCUGUCUGCAUCCUUAAUCGUUCGGUGCUUGUGGGGAGUCACAGGUCGUAGAGACCUCUCAGCAGAAUAGCAGCUAGUUCACCUGAAAUAGAGAUCAGUCAAUCAAACAGCUUCUUUGGAGGGUUUGUCCUUUUUUCUUUUUUUAAAAAAAAAUAUUUCUUAAAUUCAUGUAAAAAUUGAGAUAUGAAUAAAUUCAACCAGCAGUGUCACAGAGAUACAGAACUCUUAUCCGGGGGCUUUUACCACUCUUGGUGUUUGCUCUGAGCUAAGUAUCAGGAUAACAAGGAGUGAUCGCUUCUGUACGUAAGCAGAGCAAUGAGCAGAAUGUCAGUGAGUGCCAGGCUGGCUGCACGGCGCUGCCACGUGGCUCCCAGCCAUUCCUGCAGCCAGGGUAGGCAGCAACCCAACGUCCUUAUCUUGAGUGAAUCUUUGGCAGCCGCUGUGAAAACAGGGGAGGGUCUCAGCACAGAGCUUGGUGCCAUGUCAUAUAACGUCCCCAAUCCCAUCCUUGUCCCCAGCCCCCUCCCUGUCUUCACAUCCAUGUCUCCUUGCCCAUCUCCAUCCCCAUCUCUGUCCCCGUCUCUGGUGGCUGCAGGCUGAGCCUCCUGCCCCCAUGGGCUCUGUCAACUCAGCUCUGCAGAACCACAGGAGGGCCCUCAGUCUGCAGGCUGCCAGCCCUCCAUGGUCACCUCGGAAAGCAGGGACAGGACAUGGUGGUGAGGCUGCCUGCUGGCAGGGAGGACGUCGCUCUUCCCAAGGAUGGAUGUGGCUCAGUGGAUGCUGAGGACAGGGAGAUCCUGAGCAGCACUUUGGGAUAAGGACUUACCAGCAGCACUGGAUGAGGUGGAGCUGAGCAGGAGCAGUUCUGCAGGAAGGGUGAGGAGGUGUUCCCAUGCUCAUUUCUUGGCUAUCUUUAGCUUUUCAAAGCCUAUUUUUAAGCGAAUGUUGUCUCUUGGUAGAGGUAGGGAUGAGUGAAGGAUAUGCAAGUGUGACAGUGGUAGGUGACAGCAGUGUGAUGCAGACAGGUGGCUGCCAGCCUGGGGCUUCCUCUGCUGCUAUUGCCAUGGUCUGGGAGGCAGCUGAAGUCCCAGCACUGCAGGGCUGUGCCCUGGGGACCUUGCACCCGUUCUGCCACUGCCUUGAAAAGCUGAGAGGAAACAUUGCAUCCAAAACAUUGCAUGGAAUUGGGUCCAACUGUGCAUGGGAUGCAAUGCUGAGCAGCCACCCAGUCUGUGGUGGGAUUUGGGGCAGGAGGUGAUGAGGGUUACCAUGUGCAGUGCUUUGGUGCUGCGCUUUGGGCAGGGCAGCAUGCAGGGGGGGGCUGCUGGGGUCCCUUGUGCUGUGUGUGGAGCAGAGGGGGUUACCCCAUUCCUGGAGGUGGGAUGGAGCCCUGAGCAGCUUGAUCUGGUGGAGGUAACCAGCUCACGACAGGGGGGUGGUCUUUAAGGUCCCCUCCAACCCAAGCCAUUCCAUGACUCCACGAUUUGCGCCACAGGCUGCGUGCUUCCCUUUCCAUCCCUCCCAAAAAGCAUUGCUGGCUCAGUUAGGACCUGACGUUUUCUGUCUCAGGUAUGCUUUAAUUACACACCAAACAAAUGGUUACGACCAAAAAAGAAAAGAAAAGAAAAGAAAACCCACCCAAAAAGCCAAAGGGCAGCACUGCUGGAGGUCUGACCCUGAGCUCUUUGCUGAUCUCCCCACAAGUCCCCGAAGAUCCAGGAGCAACCCCUCCACGGCCAUAGAGCAUUUCUGGGGCAACUCUGCUCCUGCAGGAAGGGCCAACCCUGGUGCUGGGGUACUGCAGAGCACUGGGGGCAGAGAGGGAACUGGAGAGGAACCGAGGGUUGACUUUCUUAGCAGUAGCCAAUGAUCCGUUUAUAGUAGCAGCUGUCUUAGAUACGCAUCGUUGUAGAGCCAGCAUCACUUCAUCCAUAUAGUGACAAGAAAUUAAAAAGAGGAAAAAAAACAUGUUUAAAAAAAAAAAAAAAACAAA